Molecule: messenger RNA, 1080 nt
Organism: Fusarium coffeatum
Lineage: Eukaryota; Fungi; Ascomycota; Sordariomycetes; Hypocreales; Nectriaceae
Exons: 3
Coding region: 1-1080 (359 amino acids)
Molecular function (GO): oxidoreductase activity; zinc ion binding
Source: RefSeq, a predicted model, not a curated record
AUGACAUCCGAAACUCAUAGAGUCGCCUUUUUGACGUCCGCCCAGGAGGCGACUGUCAAACCAACCUUUGAGAUCAAGAAUGUCUCACGCCCAGUGCCAGGGCCCAACGAGAUUCUCGUCCGUCUCUCAGUCACCAGUUUAUGUGGCUCGGACUUGGGCAUGGCACAAGGCCACAUGGGUCCCGUAGGAAGUAUCCUCGGCCAUGAAGGCGUGGGCAGGAUCGCAGAGCUUGGCUCCAACGUUGCGAAUCUUGACUCGUCUGUUCAAAUUGGGCAGCGUGUAGGAGUAGCUUGGACUCGAGAUAUUUGCGGUACGUGCAAUAUGUGUGUCGACCUUGUCAAUGAGGGUGAGACGAGAUGCGUUGAGGCUUUGCACUCCGGCAAGGCCUACGAUGGUACUUUUGCCGAGUAUACGCUUGUGCCUUUGAGAUAUCUGGCUCGCAUACCGGAUACUUUCCAUGACGUCCCAGAUGAAGAGAUUGCACCUAUCCUUUGCGGAGGAGUUACGGCUUAUAAAGCCAUCAAAGGUUGCAACAUCACACCUGGGCAGUGGCUCGUCGUGUCGGGCGCCGGUGGUGGUGUAGGUGCUUUGGCUGUCGCUUUCGCUCAUGCAAUGGGGUACCGAGUAAUCGCCGUGGAUGCAGGCGCCUCCAAAGAAAGUUAUUGCAAGUCCCAAGGCGCAGAGCAUUAUGUCGAUGUCACAUCUAGAGAAGAUGCUGGACAACAAGUCAAGGCUCUGACGGAUGGUCAAGGCGCCAAGGCCGUUGUAGUCACCGCAACAGCAGCAGCUGCUUAUCAGAAGGCUUUCGACAUGCUUGGUCCGUUUGGCACUUUUAUGAGUGUAUCACUUCUACCGGAGGAGGCCAAGAUUGCAUUCCACCCGACUUGGUUUAUCGAUAAUGGAUGGACCAUUAAAGGCUCAUCCGUCGGCACGAGGGCUGAUAUUCUUGAGGCUUUGCAGUUUGUAAAGAGGAGAUUGGUGAUCCCCCAGAUCAAGUGGGCGGAACUUGAGGAUAUCGAGAGUCUGAUGGAGAAAAUGUCUCAAGGCCAGCUGGAGGGAAAAUACGUCAUGAGGUUGUGA